Molecule: messenger RNA, 4094 nt
Organism: Castor canadensis (American beaver)
Lineage: Eukaryota; Metazoa; Chordata; Mammalia; Rodentia; Castoridae
Source: RefSeq, a predicted model, not a curated record
GUCAAGGGGAACAGGCAGAGGCACCCUGUACUAGUCACCAUCUGAUGCGUGGCCCACAGACUCCAAAUCCAGUGCGUAACUAAGGAGCCAGGAACCUUCCCUCAGCCCAGGUGCCCAAGAUCUCAGCUGAGACAGGAGAGUCAUGGCCAAAAGAAGGAACUCAAUCUUUGGAAGAACUCUGCCUGGCUCCCAGCCCUCUCGCCCCUGGGUACCUAGAGGUUUAGUCACUGUAGCGUUUCUGCUCUGUUCCACUUUGCUGUGUGACCUCAGAUAAGCUACCCCCCUCUCUGAGCCUCAGUCUUCCAUCCAUAUGAUGAGGGGGUGGUGCUGGGUGAGCACUGAGGUUCCUGCCUGCUCUGGCACCUGCUGUCAGGGAUGCAAGUCUCUGGGAACUUGAUUCCCUCUGAGUGAGCCACCAGGGGCUGAAUAUGGGGACUGGCACUUCUAGGGCAUGGAGUGGCCACAGUGGGCCGAGUCACCAGGCCCCUAGGAGUGCAUCUUGAGUCCAGAGAGCCCUCUCAAAGGGACAUCUACUUCACCUGCCCCAGAGGAAAGGAGAACAGCACCCUCCUUAGGUGGCAGCUCUGAUGGCCCUGAACAGUUUCCCUCCUGAUUGUGUUCCCCUUUGCUUACCAGCUAGCAGGAUAACAGAACCAGUCCUCCCCCAUCCCCAAUCUUUGCAGCCUAAGCAUUUGUUCAAAACCCUUAGGGCCUGGGCAGGGAGGCCUGGCUAGGGGAGGAGCCAAGUGGAAAGCCAUCCUCUGCCUCACCCCUGCUCCCUGUACCCCUCUCUCUCUCUCCAGCCAGUGCCAAUAUCUGCAACGUGGUCCUGAUGCGGUAUGGGGAGCUGGAGGAAGGGAUUGAUGUCCUGGAUGCUGACGGCAACCUCGUGGGCUCCUCCAAGAUCGCAGCCAGACACGCCCUGCUGGAGACGGCACUGACACGAGUGGUCCUGCCCAUGCCCAUCCUGGUGCUUCCCCCCAUCGUCAUGUCCAUGCUGGAGAAGACGGCUCUCCUGCAGGCGCGCCCCCGACUGCUCCUACCUGUGCAAAGCCUUGUGUGCCUGGCAGCCUUCGGCCUGGCCCUGCCACUGGCCAUCAGCCUCUUCCCACAGAUGUCAGAGAUUGAAACCUCCCAAUUAGAGCCUGAGAUUGCCCAGGCCACAAGCAGUCGGACAGUGGUAUACAACAAGGGGCUGUGAGUGGUGGUGGCCGGCUGGCCUGGGGCUGCAGCAUCAUCUAGGCCGGGAGUUGGGGGCAGGGAAGGAGUCUCAUGGGCUGCACCUACAGGAAGGGGCAGGCUGAGCCCUCCGGCCCUGGGCCACCUGGGAGCAGUCAAUGUAGGAAGACUAACCAUUCACAUUUCAACAUAGGGGAGAGGAAUUCUGACACAUUUCCUAUACAAAAGAAUCAAGUGCAUUUCUGGGCCUUAUGUGGAGUUGUCAAAACUCCAUUCAGCACAAUUAUGUGUGAAACUGAAAAACUGUGGCGUGCCCAUGGGAUAGAAUUAGGAUCCUUUUAUACUUUGCUUUCUUUCUUUCUUUCUUUUUUAAUAAGAAUCAAGUCUGAGCCUUGGUUGCAGCUGACCAGAAGUGGCAGGUAGACAGGUGGUGGGAGCCAGAGCAGGCCUGGGCGUUAGUUAGAAAAGAGAAUGCCCAGGCCAGAUGACUCCUUGGUCUGGAGUGGAGAGGGAGGAGAAGUGGUUGUCACACCCAGGACAAAGUGGCCAUGGCUGAGGCCCUCAGGAAUUGACCCAGGGAAUCAAGGAGCACUGGAAGCCUCUGGAAUAUUCCAUGGGCAGUGGGCUGUGAAUGUGGCCAGCCCUCAUAUAUGCCACAGCUGCAGAACUGAGCAAAAUCAAGUGAUCCUGGAUCUGGGGCUACCCUUUGUGGAGCUCUCUCUGAUUCCAGGUUCCUCAGAGGACCCCAGCUGUGGGCACGGAGCCCCAAGAAUGAAUGAUGCUUGGCAGGAGCCAUGAGCCUGAACUGGCCUCUGUCAGAAGAUCUUUUCUCAAGCGCGAGUUGGAGGCCAGGCACUGGGGCUGAGAGGUGGCUGGAGCUGGGCUGACUGCUGUCCAGGAAGUCACCAGCUACCAAAGCUGCCUGAGGAUUUUACCCACCUCCUGAGUACUAGAGGAUCAUGACAAAGCCAGAUCCCUAAGCACCUACCUGAGAUGAGAAUCAAGCCAAGAACAGUGGUCCUCAGCUCUGGCACUAGCAGAGCUGCUCCACUCCCUUCUCUGAGCAUCCUGAAGCAGAAGACUGGAUCAAGGGGUUCCCACCCCUCUUUCAGCUCACCUUUUCCUGUCCAGCUCAGAUGCUGCUCAUCCUAGGCAUAUUCCCAAAAUGGACACUGGACUGGGAGAGGAAGAGGGGAACAGCCAACAGUUGGCCUUAGAAACUGGACCUUAUCCUUCUGUAUGUGACCCCCAAUCCCAAGAGUAUUUGACCUUUGCAAAACACUUUACAGUUCUGGAGGAAGAGGAAGCUGGAGGCCUAGAUCUGAGCAUGGGGCCACACUGCAUGUUGGCGCUCAGCCCUGCAAGCUCAGGGGCCUCUUGCUGCUGGUUUCACCUCUAUCUCAUUUGCAGGCUUGCAGGCUUAAGGAGGAGGAGCUCUUCAGAGGGAAGCAGGGGUGAGCAGGGUGACUCCUCUGAAAAGCCCAAAGGAAGGGGAAGUGCUAGCCUCAAGUGCUCCUUACCUGACCCCCACUAGGAGGGAAGCCCCUGGUUUGAAGCCCUGAGCCUCCCUCCCCUAGUGACUCUACCUUGAAAGAGAUCUCACUGGAGGUGAACAUGUGUGAGUGCAGGAAAUGGUGCAGCAAGGGCGUGAGGCCACAGGUGGCCUUCCAGUGUCUUAGGGCAGGUGUAGCUAUGAUGAGGUGGGUCUUCAUGGGCUUUGAUACUGUGCACCCUCCCAGAAGCUAUGGUGCUUUCACCUCUCAGCCAGCCCCUGGUGCCCAGCAGUGGUUCUGCAGGACAUUCCCCUGAGGAGCAGCCCACCCACUGCUCAUUAGCAAGGGGAGAACACACAGACAAACAUGGAGGACUAAACAGCAGGGGAUAGAGGGACCCCAGGGUUGGAGGAGCAGGUAUUUUUGAGCCAGUCCCACCAUAAUGUGAAUGUGCCAAUGACUGCUGGGCUAUGCUGAUCUCUAGGCCUGUCUAGGAGCUGGGAAUACCUGGGUUCUCUUUUGAAAAGCUCACCCUGCUCCCACUUGUUAUAGGGCCUUGUUCUUUUGCACUUUAUCUUGGGACCAAAACUGCUUCCCCAGCUCUACCCCCUCCAGAGGCCUGGCAGAGAUGGUGCCUUCCUAGCUACCCCUGUGCGGUGGCUGACCUGGUCCAGCCUCACCUCUGCCCACCCCAGUGGUCUCAGCAUGUCAUCAUCUAUCUGCUUUAUCUCUGAUGAUUUCUAUCGUGCUCCCAAAUGCAAUGCCAGGUGUGCUUAGGGGUCUGCUCCCAUGGUGGUGCAGUGGCAAAAGAUCUGUAUAGCUCAGGGUGAUGCUAAGAGAAGGACAGUGAGUCACGCUGCUGUGUCCUGGUCUGCAUAAAGGAAAACUUUGUGCUAAUGUCCACAGCCAGCUCUGCCAAGGCCAGAGGACAGAGAUUUGUGGGGGCAGAUUGGUUUGUGCUUGAGGAGGGGGCCAAGCCUGGACCCAUAGUCAGAGUGAGGCUGGCCAGCUUUGCCAGAAUACAGGGCAUAUAUCCAGCCCUAGUGUCCUUGUCCAACUCUCCUCUGGUCACUUUAAACAUUCCCUUAGGCUUGAGGAUUCUCUUCUCCCAUUUCUAGAAAGCAAUUUGAGAGUACAGGAGCUAAAAUCCCAAGAUGUCAAGAUGGAAGAAGAACCCCUUUUCAUUUCCUGACUGUGAGCUGGCUUGUUUCCUUUUCUGAGCCUCUGGCCUAGGAGAAGGUGGAGUCCUGAGGAGGAGAAGAGUCAGUGGAAGAUCCAAGAUGGUCUUUCAGCCUUGGUGGGUGUGAGUGAGGCCCCAACAUACAUGCCCAGCACAUCCAGGGGACUUUACAGUGUCUUUUUAACCUUCUCAGAAAAUUUCUCAAUCUAUGUGAUUUAUGUAAUACUAAUGAGUUGUGGGCA